AUGAAUUUCGACGGUAAAGAUAUUGCUAGAGAGAAAGAACACGAUGCCAAUGACACCGAUGAAGACAACAACGUCGACGUCGACGACGAGCACGACGACGACGAUGACGACAACGAUGUUGGUAAAGACGACGAAGACGGCGAAGACGACAAUGAUAACGACGUCAAUGAUGACGUUAAUGAUAAUGACGAUAAUGACAACAUCCUUGCUGGUAGCAACGACCAACCUGAAUAUUUCGAGGUUAACUUUGUUAACGAUAACUAUGGACAACAACACGAAAACGUUAACAGCAAUGUUGAUAGCAAAGGGCGCGUUGAAAAUAAUGCUGACGAGCAAGACCAUCAGNCUAUGGACAACAACACGAAGACGUUAACAGCAAUGUUGAUAGCAAAGGGAGCGUUGAAAAUAAUGCUGACCAGUACGACUACCAUGACGAAAUUUUUUUGGAAAAAAAUGAUAGUGACGCGAGACGAAGGGAAGUCGUGCGCACCUGUGCUGUUGAAACGCAAAUUUAACAGCGACGGCUACUCCGCACCCUACGGCUACAUAGCAUCACACGAAUAG
Dinoponera quadriceps is the source of this 564-nucleotide messenger RNA. RefSeq lists its product as uncharacterized. The coding region runs from base 1 to 564 and encodes 187 amino acids. The record is from RefSeq and is a predicted model, not a curated record. The transcript has 2 exons. Lineage: Eukaryota; Metazoa; Arthropoda; Insecta; Hymenoptera; Formicidae.